GGGGAUUUGGGGGUACAGGGAUGGUUUGGGGGGGCUGGGGGGGGUUUGGGGUGCUCUCAUCUCCCUCUGCAGGCCGUGCUGCACAAAACUGGAGCAGUGGCAGCAGCGGCUGCGGCCCCCCCCCAAGGCCCAGCCUGCCCUGGAGGAGUCCAAGUCAUUUGCCGUGGGGAUGUUCCUGGGGCGGUUGAACACGGAGCAGGUCUUCCCGUACCCCUCAGUGCUGAGCGAGGAGCAGGAGCAGACGCUGCAGGAGCUGGUGGGACCCGUCACCCGCUUUUUGAGGUGCAAAGAGGGGAUUUUGGGGGAGGUGAACAACCCGGCCCGUAAUGACGAGCUGGAGCGGGUGGAGGAUGCGACGAUGCAGGGGCUGAAGGAGAUGGGGGCCUUCGGGCUGCAGGUGCCCCCCGAAAUGGGGGGGCUGGGGCUCUCCAACACCCAGUAUGCCCGGCUGGUGGAGAUCGUGGGCCAGCACGACCUGGGAGUGGGCAUCACGCUGGGAGCCCACCAGUCCAUCGGCUUCAAGGGGCUGCUACUCUACGGGACCCCCGCCCAGAAGAAGAAAUACCUGCCCCGCCUGGCCACCGGGGAGACGGUGGCGGCUUUUUGCCUGACGGAGCCGGGCAGCGGCUCGGACGCCGCCUCCAUCCGGACACGGGCACAGCCCAGCCCCUGCGGCACCUUCUACACCCUGGACGGCAGCAAGAUCUGGAUCAGCAACGGGGGCCUGGCCGAGAUCUUCACGGUGUUCGCCAAGACACCACUGCGGGACGAGGGGACGGGGGAGACAAAGGAGAAGAUAACGGCAUUCAUCGUGGAGCGCGGCUUCGGGGGGGUCACCCACGGUGCCCCCGAGAAGAAGAUGGGGAUCCGGGCCUCCAACACGGCGGAGGUUCACUUUGAGGGGGUGCGGGUCCCGGCUGAGAACGUCCUGGGGGUGCCCGGGGGGGGCUUCAAGGUGGCCAUGAACAUCCUCAACAACGGCCGCUUCGGGAUGGCUGCCGCCAUGGCUGGCACCAUGCGGGGGGUCCUGGCCAAGGCCGUGGAACAUGCUGCCAACCGCACCCAGUUUGGGGACAAGAUCCACAAUUUUGGGGCCAUCCAGGAGAAACUGGCACGGAUGGCACUGCUGCAGUACGUCACCGAGUCCAUGGCGUACAUGAUCAGCGCCAACAUGGACCAGGGAGCCACUGACUUCCAGAUUGAGGCGGCCAUCAGCAAGAUUUUCGGCUCGGAGGCAGCUUGGACCGUGACGGAUGAGUGCAUCCAGGUGAUGGGAGGGAUGGGCUUCAUGCAGGAGAGCGGUGUCGAGCGGGUGCUGCGGGACCUGCGCAUCUUCCGCAUCUUUGAGGGCACUAAUGACAUCCUGCGUCUCUUUGUCGCCCUCAACGGCUUCCAGACUUUGGGGGUACAGCUCCGGGGGCUGCAGAAGGCCCUGAAGAACCCCCUGGGCAACGUGGGGGUCCUGGCUGGAGAGGUCACCCGUCGCCUCCGCAGGAAAGCUGGGCUGGGCUCGGGGCUCUCCCUGCAGGACCAUGUGCACCCCGACUUGCAGGAGAGUGCCCAGAAGACCCUGCAGUGCCUGGAGCUCUUUGCUGAGACGGCCGACGCGCUGCUGCUGAAGCACGGCAAGAAGAUUGUGGAUGAACAGUUUGUGCUGAAGCGUGUGGCUGACAGCGCCAUCGACAUCUACGCCAUGGCCGUCGUCCUCUCCAGGGCGUCACGGUCCCUGGCCACGGAGCACCCCACGGCACAGCACGAGCGGCUCCUCUGCGACACCUGGUGCCAGGAGGCCCACCAGCGGGUUUUGGCGACGCUGCGGCCGCUGCCCACCGAGAACUUCCGCAACCUACGGGUCAUUGCCCGGGCCGUGGUGGAGAGUGGGGGGGUCGUCGGGCCCACCCCCCUUGGCUUCUGACACCCGCACCCCCUGGGACCUCAACCCCCAAUCCCGGACCCCCCAAUCUGGUCCUGGACUCCCCCAACCCCCUCCCAGAGCCCCCAGCUGGAGCCUGGACCCCCCCCCCAGGUGGACCCAAAAAUCACCCCCUUAUGCCCCCCCCAACCCCAUCACCUUCCCCCCUCCCAACUCCCUCUACUGCCUUAACCCUGCCCCCCCCAGGGCAGGACAUCUCAAUCCCCCCCCUUUUUUUGGGGGGGGCACAGCUUUACUCCCCCUUGGGAGGGCAGGAGCAUUGACACUUCUGGGGGGGGCUUUAGGCCAUCCCCCAAAUCCAUCAUGGGAGUUUGGGGUGCCUUAAGGAAAGGCUGUUUCAAGGUUCCCCCUGCCUGUGCUGGUGGCGGUUUCGGAGACCCCCCCCAGAGGGUCUGGGGAUGCCCAGUACCACUGGGGGGGGGCUGAGCAGCCUGGGGGGGUUCCCCCUGCUUUGAGGGUGUCCUGCCCACUUGGGGGGGGGGGUCUCCCUGCUUUGGAGGGGCUCCCCUUGCUUGGGGGGGCCCCCUCUGUUGUGUGCCUAAUUAAUUGCAGCUGCUUAAUAAAGGGUGACUGUGAGA
This is a messenger RNA of Harpia harpyja (harpy eagle), 2511 nucleotides long. It is a transcript of the gene ACADVL, whose product is annotated as acyl-CoA dehydrogenase very long chain. The transcript has 19 exons. The record is from RefSeq and is a predicted model, not a curated record. Gene Ontology annotation, molecular function: very-long-chain fatty acyl-CoA dehydrogenase activity; fatty-acyl-CoA binding; flavin adenine dinucleotide binding. Bases 170 to 1915 code for a protein of 581 amino acids. NCBI's taxonomy places the organism in Eukaryota, Metazoa, Chordata, Aves, Accipitriformes, Accipitridae.